AUGAUUCAACAUAUUUCAAUUCACUUUUCUAUUGCUCUUCUGUUGAUAUAACUUAUGAUUACUGCUAAAUGUAAAUCAGAAUGUCCUUUCACCAAAUUCAAGGAUGCAAUUUUAUCCAUAGAAACUUCAAGCUAAACAUACACAUAAUCCAUUAAUAAUAACGAUAACCUAAAUACUUUUGGAUUUGCAUUUUGGAGCAUCAGUAUUCCAUUAAUAGAUAAGCUUUAAAAUGUUGAUAGAGAUGCGCCGUUUAAUAAUGAUGUCUCAGAAGAUGGAGAAUUAUUGUUUUUAAUCAAAGAUUUGAAUUCAAAUACUAAUUUUUGUUAUGGAUUCAAAUCCUAUGAUUAUUAAAACAGACAAGUUAAACACACAAUUAAAUUUAUGAAUCAAGAUUCUAGUCAGAUUUUUGUAUUCCCAUUUUAAUCCUUAGAAUAUGAGGGAAUAUGGAUUUUCCAUUUAAUUUUAUUGCAGCCUACUCUACAUACCAUUAAAGUUUAAAUAAGCAGUUAAGAUAAAUAAUCAACUAACUUUAAUUUAUAAAAUCAAUUAAAUUUGUAAAUAAGUUUAGGAGGAAGAGGAUAUGUAAAUAACACUAUAAUAUAUUUAGAUAGAUGAUUUAAACCUUAACUCAAAUAAAGGAUUAAUGUCUAAAUUAAUUUAUUUACCUGCUUUUGCUUAUUCAACAAAUAUAUAUUCAGAAAUGGAAUAAAAUUGCAAAAUUCCACCUAAAAUUAUUAAUGAAUAAAUCUUAGACAUUGUACCUGGCAUAAGAAUAUUUCAAGGUAAUCAAGUAUUAUAACUUCUUGUGGAUCAUUAUGGAAAUAGAUACUGUUUAUCUGGGUGGGUCAAAAUUUUAUUAUCAACUAUUGAUGAGCAAAGAUCUACAAUAAUUAAGAUGACAGGUUAAUAAAACUUUGAAUAAGAGAUUGUGCUUGGUGAUGAAUUAUUUAGAUUAGAAGUUAUUAUAUCAAAAAAUCAACCUGAAUAAACAUAAUUAAUUGUAAAUGCUGAUGCUUAUGGUAUGCCUAUCAAAUAAAGUUUUUAAUAAUAAUAUGAUUUAUUAUUUUAGGGAUCUGUAGAUCCUAAUUAUAGUGUUCUUCAAGUGAAAAGAAUAUAUCAAGACAUAAACAGUUAACUUUACUUUGAAGGGUUGUAAUAAUGGCAUUUUAUUUAAUAUGAAUAUGGAAGAAACAAGUUCGAUGAAAGAAUGUUGUUAAAGAUUUAAUUUUCAAAUGGUUUAGGCCUAUUAUAAGAAAAUUUAGGGAAUGAUAUUUUUAGUGGUUCAUUUACAAAUUCAAAAUUUAAUUUAUUUAUAGGUUCUGAUACUAUAAAUAAUUUGAAUAAUAAUUUUCUUUAAGCUUAAAUAUAUGAUUUGAAAAUGCAGUUUAAUUAUAACGAAGAUAAAGAAUUUAAUUAAAGUAUCUAUAUAUAUAAAAUAAGAUUGCCAUCCCACAUGUUUAAGUUGUAAUGGGCCAUUAGAUAUUAAUUGUUUAAGUUGUGAUUCUGAUUUAAAUAGAUUUUAUUAAGUGGAAUUAAGGAUGUGUAAAUGCAAUGCUGGCUAUUAUGAUAAGGGAUAUUAGAAAUGCGAAAAUGAAUUUUAUUCUUCAAUAAAAUUAGAAGAACUUGAAAUAGAUUCAAAAGUGAAUUGUCCUUUUGGAUAUUUUAGAUUGCCUAAAGAAGAUGGGAAUGGUUUUGAUUGUUUAGAAUGGUAUUAUUAUAUUAUAAUAAUAAUUAGUCCAUAAGUUAUAAACUUUAAAGCAGUAUUAUGUGUUGAUUGUUAUUUUUAUGCUAAAACUUGGUACUUAAGACCAGUAUGCAAGAUGGAUUAUUAUACAAUAAAAUAAGUUUUUAAUGAUUAUGAAGCUUAUCAUUUAAUAACAAGAAGUGAAAUCUAACGUGAUGUUUAUUCUAUAGAAUCAGAUAGAUUAUUACAUAUAAAUCCAGGAUUCGCAGAUUAUUGUAAAGAAGAGAAGGAAUGUUAUGAAUUUUUAAACUUUCAUCUUGGAUAACAGAUUAAAGCAUAUUGUAAACCAAAUCAUUAUUUUUCUGAAGAUAUCUAGAGAUGCAUUAAUCCAGGUAUGAAUUGUUUAAAGGUAAACAUAUUAAAGAGUUGUGAAAUAUGUCCUAUAGGAACUUACAAUAAUUAUUAUACUGGAUGUAACAAUUGUCCUUCAAAUUGUUAUGCUUGCUCAUACAUUCUAUACUAAAAAGUUAUAUGUGAACAAUGUGUUUAAUAUUAUACCUUAUAAAAUGAAGUAUGUAAAUAAUGUGGGCUUCGUUGUGAUGUUUGUAAAGAUUAUUAUGAUACUAAUUUGGGAUUAAAUUAUCUAAGAUGCUUAAAAUGUAUAGAUGAUUCAUAAUACUUAAUUUCUUUUGAUGGUAUCAAUUGUGUUUUUAAUAAUAUCCAACAUUGUAAACAUGCAUUUCAAAUUAUUAAUGAUGAUUACACUAUAAAUACUCUUGAUAUCAAUUUUACACCCUAAUAUGAUUAAAGUAAAAUCAAAUUAUUUUGUGCUAAAUGUGAACCAAAUUAUGUUUUUGUUUUUGAAACCUAAUAAUGCGUUUAUAAUGAUUAAAACAGUAUAUGUGAUACUGCUAUUGGUUAACUUAAAUCUAAUGAUUAAUCUCUAGAAUCAAUAACAUGUUUAAAAUCAUUCUAUUAUGAAAACUAGGUUGUUGAAUUUAUGGAAAAAUGUAGUCUAAUUAUUAAUAAUUGUUAAGUUUGUCUAGAAACUAAUAUUCUUAAUUAUUUUAUUUGUUUAGAAUGUUAUAAUGGAUUUUAUGCAGAAUAAAUAUCUGGUUAAUGUGUUUAAUGUCCUAUUCAAUUAAAUUGUUAUUCAUGUUAUUCAUAAAAUUCUAUUUCAAAAGAUCAUUGGAAACAAUAAAUCAGAGCAUUUUAUAGAAAAUAUAUUGAAAUAAAAAAUACUCAUUAAUAUAUUUUAAAUGCUUAAAGUCCAAAUAUUUUAGAUUAUGAAGUAGUUUGUUAGGAAUGUAAAGAUGGAUAUAGAUUAUAUAAGAAUAAAUGCAUAAAAUACUGUUCAGAUUCUUGUAUAGAAUGUUUAUUAAAAGAUGAUCAAUAUUAUUGUGUUAAAUGCUAAAAUGAUUCAUAAGGAAGAUAGUAAUCCACUUAUAAUAAUGAAUGUAUAUAAUGUCCAGAAGAUUGUGCAUUAUGUAGACCUAGAACUCCAGAUGAAAUUAAAGAAAUUAAUCCUUUAUUUAAUAAUACUAAAUACGAAAAGUAUACACAUUAAUGCAUUCUGAGUUAUUAAGAUUAAAAUUAUAAUUAUGAUGUAGAUUUAGGUGUCUUUAUAGAAUGCAAAUAACAUUAAUCAAAUGGAUGUUAUAAAUAAUUAGUCAUCUAAUUAAAAGCUUAUGGAGAUUCUUAAGAAUAUGAUUAAGAUUACGCUAAAUUAAUUGAUGAAUAAAGCUAAUUAUAAUUUAAAAGACAAAAUAUUAAAAUGGAUUCAAUAUUUUAUUAUUAAAUAAACUCUAUUUUCCAAGAAGUAUUAUUUAUUUUUAUUUUAUAUAGUAUGAAAAUGAUGAAUUUUACUUUUUAGCCAAUGCUAAUCAUAUUAAAUCUAUUUUGAUCUAAAUAACUAAUACUUAACCUACUAAUUAUGUAGGAGUAUAUUUAUAAAAAGGAGGGAUUACUUAAAACUUUUCUUAAAAUAUUUUCUCAUUAAUGUAUUAUUCUUUAUUAUUUUAAGUAAUGUAGAAAUUGAAUUAAAUUUCCUUGAAAAUACAUAAUUGGCUUUAGAAAGAGAUAUGCUAAUUUCAUUUAUCAAUUUCAAUAAAGUCACUCUUUAAAAUUUGAAAAUACUUGGAUGUAAGUAUUGUGAGGAUGAAAAUUUCAUAUUUAAAAGCAUUUAUCCUUAAAGUAUUAUAUUAAAAGAGAUUUCUGUUGUACAUUAUAAAGAAUUUAUUUAAGAGGGUGGUUUUAAUUUUACAUUUGAAAAUGCCAAAACAUUGUUUGUAGAUGGUUUAACACUUAUAGGAUUCUAAUAUGAAUAAUUAGGAUAGAUAUUUUAUGUUUAAAACACUUCCUUUUAAAAAUAAAUAAAAAUAAAUAAUAUUCAAUUUAUUAAUUGUGAAUUUAACAAUCACAUCUUUUUUCAUUUUCAACUAGGAUAUGAUGAUACUUUGAUUUUCGAUCAUAUUUAAAUUAAUGGAAAUUAUAAUUCUGUCAAUCUUAUUGAAAUUGAAUCUGAAGAUUAAAAAGGUGGUCAAAUUGAAAUAAAAAAUGUAAUCAUAGAAGAAGCAACUAUUAUUGAUUCUAAAGUUUUUUUAAAUUUUGAAAAGGUUAGAUCACUAUCAAUUUCUAAUUUUAAAGUAAAUAAUGCAUAUAUUAAAUCAACAAAUCUAAUAAUUCUUAAUCGUAAUGCCUUCUUAGAAAAUUUAGAAUUUUUAGAUAGUUAAAUUAUGGAUAAUUCAUAUUUAAUUUAAAAUACUGACUUAAAAAAUAAUCAAUUAGAUAUUAAUUAUAAAAUUAAUGAAAUAAAAUUUGAAAAUAAUUAAUACAAUAGUUUAAUAAAGUUCAUAAAUUUAAAGAAAUACUCUAGUCUUAAUUAAUUAAUAGAAAUUAAGUAAUUAAACUAAAUUAACAAUAUUUUAAUUGUAACAAACAUAGAAUAUAACUUAAAAUAAGAAGAUUCUUCUUUAAUAUUUAUUUAAUUUAAUAAAGUAUAUAUUACAGAUUUCUUAAUUAAUCGUGGUUUAGGUAUUAAUGAUAUAUCUAUAACAGAAUCAGAAUUUAUCUAAUUUUAAAAUGGUAUAUUACUUUAAGAUAAACAGCAAUUUUUAGGGUUGCAUAAGCAUAUUGCUUGUUAAUUAUUAUAUGUUGAAGGACAGUAGUAUUCAACAUCUUUAAAUAUCUUAUUUUCUAUUUCGAUUGUAAUAUAAAAUGUCACCUUUUCAAAAGUAGAAUCUUAUAAUUUUCCAUUUAUUUUUAUAAAUUCUGCUGAUUUGAUGAAAGAAAUUCAAGAUACAAAUAUAAUUUUAAAAGAUUUAGUUUUUUCAUAAAAUUUAGUUUUAUUAUCAAAAUCAUUAUUUUAAACAUCAAUUGUUACAAUAUAAUCAUCUUAAUAAACAGUUAUAUAGAUAUAGAAUGUUACUUUUAAGAAUAACAUAUUACAUGUUUAUAUUGAAGAUGGACUAAUAAUUGCAUCAGGAUUACUUUUAAUUAAUUGUCCUUCUUGUAUAAUAUAAAUUUAGUAUUCUACCUUUUAAAAUAAUUUAGUGACUAAUAGUAGUUCAAGUAUAAUGUAUAUGAACAGUCAAAAGUUAGAAAUUAACAAUUGUAUAUUUGAGAAUAAUAGUAUCUUUAUUUAUAAUGUAAUUCAACCUUAUUUAAUAUGGGCAUUUUCUCAAACUAUAACAUAAAAAACAAUAAAUUCAUUUUUUUAAGUUAAAUCAGAAUCUGGUAUAAUGUAAAUUAUAGUUUAACAAUUAAACAUAUAUAAUAAUAGUUUUUAAAAUUCUGCUGGAUAAUUGGGAGGAUGUUUUUCAAUUCAUACCCUUAGAUCCUCAACAAUAAAUAUUAAAAAUAAUAUUUUUUCUCAGAUUUCAACAUAAUUUGAUUAUGAAAUAGAAUAAGGUGGAGUUCUUUAUAUAGAUGGUUCAUCAUCAUCUUUACUUGAAAUUGAGAUUUCUAAUAUAACAGUUUAAAAUGUUUAUUGUAGAUAAUAUGGAGGUUUCUUAUAUUUGAAAUCUAAUACAUCUCAAGCUCAUCUUACUUUAAAUAAUAUAAUUUUACAUGAUAUUUAUGCAUAAUAAGGAUCUGUUAUUUAUGUUUCCUAUUCAAGAUUAGUAAAAGAAAAAUAAACGAUUUUUCUAUAAGGAUUAGAAAUUGUCAAUUCUCAAAGUGGAUAUCUAUAAUUCUUUAAUAGAUUUAAAGAACUUUCUAAUUCAUAAGAAAUUAACAGUUUAAUUAAUAAUAGAACUUCUAUUUUUGUAGAGUAUGGUUCUAAAGUUUUGAUUUAAAAUAUUUCAGUUAAUCAUUUAAUUUUUGAAUCUUUGCUUAAUCUGUAAAAUAUAAAUUUCAUUUAUAUUUCAGAUAUCAAAAUAGAAGAAUGUGAAUUGAGUAAUAAUCUAAUUUAUAUGACUCCAAUUACAUGUAAUUAUUAUCAUUUAAUUAUUAUUUAGUUUUUAAUUUGAUUCGAACCCAAUUUCGAUAGAUAAGAAUUGGAUUUGAUAUUUAAGAUUUUACUUGUAAUUCUUAACCUUAAUCAAAUGAAAUUAUUAAUUAUUAAUGUUUAAAUGGAUUUGGAGGUGCUCCAAUUUCUUUAGUAAAUGAUUUAAUUGAAAAGGAUACUCAAAGAGGAGAAUGUAUAUCUAAAUCUUUAAAAUCUAAAUUAGACUUAUCAAAUUCAGGUUUAAUAAUAAUUAAUAAUUUAAAUUAAGGAGUCAAUUUAAAAAUAAGCUAAUUAGAUCUGAAUAACAUAUCAUGUACUAAUUGUAGUAAUGGAUUACUCUAUAUGAAAUUUAUAGGUUUCAAAUAGUUUUUAUAAACUUAAUUAAUUAUAUAUCCUAAGGUAACAAUUUCUGAUUGUGGUCAAAAUGGAUGUUUAGUUUUUGAAAAAUAAUAUGAUUAAAAUAGAAGAAUUCUUACGGAAGAAUAGAAUAUUUUUAAAGGAUAUGAAUUACAAAUAUCUGAUUAUAUUUGUGAAAAUAAUUAAGGAAAAACAGGAACUUGUUUGAUGCUAGAUUCAAUUUUUACUUUAAUAUUAAAUAGUGUUCUUAAAAAUAAUACUGCAAGUACAAAAGGAGGAGCAAUUCAUGUAAAAGGAUAAGAGUAAUUAAUUCUUGAAAAUUCUCUUAUAUAAAACAAUAAAGCAGAGGUAGGUGGAGGAUUGUAUCUUGAGAAUGCAUUUGCCCUUAAUUAUGAAUUAUUAAAAACUAGAAUUAUUUUUAACACUGCUAAUUUUUAUGGAGAUAAUAUAGCUUCAAUUCCUGAAAAGCUUGCAAUUCGAAUUACUUAAAAUGAAUUAUUAUAAAAGAAAAUAAUUGUUGAUAAUUCAAGUAUAAAGAUUGAAGAAAUUGUUAUUCAACCUUAUACAUUAAUAAAUGGAAAGAGUUCUAAAUUUGUUUAAUUACCUACUGGAUAGAAAAUAUCAACUUAUUAAUUUUUUAAUUGGAAAAACAACAAUUAUAUUAAUUAUGAUUUAAUAUUUAGAAUUCAUGCUAUGAAUAGAAGAAAUAAUUAGAUUUAAGAUCUUAGUAAUUCUUAUUGUACUAUAAAUAGUAGAAGAUAUAAUAUUUCUGAGAAUGAUGAGAGUUAAGAAUUUUAAAAUAAUUAUACUAAUAAUAAUUCUAUUUAAUUUAAUUCUUAAUCAUAAGAUUACAAUCUUGAUAAUUUAAUUGUAUAUUUUGAUAAUGAAGUUCCAGAAGAUAUUGUAUUAUAAUUAGAGUUUAAUUGUGAUUAAGUAAAAGUUCCAAUUUAUAAUAAUACAUAUCCAUAUUAGACUUACAGUUAUCAUAGUAAUUAUAAAUUGAGAAUCAAUAUUAAAACAUUAGAAUGUUAAUUUGGAGAAAUUAAGAAUAUAACUGAUUAAUCUUGUGAAAAGUGUAAUUCAAUUUAAGGACUCUUUUCUUUAACUUUAAAUGCAUAAAAAUGUGAUAUAUAAGAUGAUUUAUCAACAAUAUCAGUAACAUAAAAUUAAUUAGAAUUAAGGUCUGGAUAUUGGAGACCUUAUUUUGAUACAAUAUAAAUUAGUUAUUGUCUUAAUUUACCUAGUAAUUGUUUAGGAGGUUGGUAAAAUGGUGAUAUUUCUUGUUAUAUAGGACAUAUAGGAGCUCUUUGUGAAUAAUGUGAUUUAUAUAAUAUUAGAGGUGGCGGAUAAUUUAGUAUUGUAAAUAGAUAUUCUUGUGGAACAUGUUAAGAUAAAUAUUAAAAUAUUGCAAUCAUUAUUGGAAUCAUUAUUCUUACUUUAAUACUUCUACAAAUCUCUGUUAAAGGAACUUUAAAAUCAAUUGAAGAAUAUACUAAAUUUUAACCAUUUAAAAUAUCUCAAUAUUCACUUAUCAAUAAACCUUAAUCAAGUAUUCUAAUUAAAAUGUUAACUAAUUACUUUUAAAUUGUGGCCACUAUUACUACCUUUUAAUUAUAAUUUCCCUCAGGAUUUAAUGUUACUUUAGAUGCUGUAGGAAAUCCUAUUUAAACAGCAACUUAUUCUCUUGAUUGUUUUUUAGUUGAUAUAUCUAAUACUUAAAUAUAAUAUAGUAGAAUGAUAUGGCAAAUUAUUUUAUCAAUUCUCUAUGUAAAUAUAUUCAUGGCAUUAUUUUUUAUUGCUCAUAAAUUAAAUCUAACAGAAAUUUCAAUUAAUAGAAGUGUUAUUUCAACAACUUUAAUAUAUUUCUACAUUUAUUUCUAACCUAAUUUAAUUAAUGGUUUUGUAUAAUAAGUAUCAUAUAGAAGUAUAUCUGGCUUUUAAUGGAUUAAAGCAAAUGUAGCUGAAAGAUAUGAUACAAAUGCUCAUUUAAAAUGGAUGCUAUAAUUUUGUCUACCUGUUUUAAUUAUUUUAUCUAUUGCUGUUCCAUUCUUCUUUUUAUAUGGUCUAUUUACAAAUAAAACAACACUCGAUUCAAAAUAAACAAGACUUCGUUGGGCGUAUUUAUAUAUAGAAUAUAAAAAAAAUGCAUAUUUCUGGGAAUUAGUUAAAAUCUUUGAAAAAGAACUUAUUAUCUUAUCUCUUAUAUAUUAUGAAGACAAUAUUGUUAUUAAAGGAGUUCUUGUACUUCUUAUUACUUAUUUUUAUUAAGAAUUAAAUCAAAAUUAUGAACCAUAUCAAUUGAAUAGUUUGAAUCAAUUAGAUUAUUAUUCAGCUAAUAUUUGUAUGAUAACUAUUUGUUUAGCUGUUGGAGCCUAUAUAUCCUAAUAAGCUGAUUUAAAAGAACUCAAAAUAUCAUUUUUUGUUAUUAUGGCAUUCUUAAACUUUUUAUUUCUUUAGUCCAUUUUAUCUAAAAUUAUAUCUGAAUACUCUAAAUAAUAUGAAAGUAUUUUAGAUUCUAUAAGAGACUUUAUUAAAUCAAAAUACCCUUCAUAUAAAAAUUCUACAUAGCUUAGGAGGAUUUUGUAAAAUAGAACUGAAAGAAGACAAAAAGCAAUUUAAUCAUUUUAAAAACUUAAACGAUUGGCCUUUCCAUUAGUAAGAUUGAUGAUUUAAACCAGAAACCAAUCUUUUGCAAAAAGUAGUAAAGAAAAAUCAAAUAAUGUAAUUGAAAUUCAUACAAAAUAAGAUACUUUAGAAUUUGAAAAGUCUUCUUAAAAAAGAUUGCUCAUUAUAAAAAAUAAUAAAUGA
Molecule: messenger RNA, 9296 nt
Organism: Paramecium sonneborni
Lineage: Eukaryota; Ciliophora; Oligohymenophorea; Peniculida; Parameciidae
Source: the annotation of a GenBank genome assembly